GUGAGUCAAAACUUACACUCUUCAUCUGACUGAAAGCCUCAAAAGACAGGAAAUAAUACGCUCUUGUAUUUACAACUUCCGAUUCUUGAGUCGAUAUUAAUUAAUAUUAGCGGACAUUUAUGAUAUCCAAAAUGUCUAAUGCAGAGCCCCUCGCGCGUAUCAAAACUCGCAAGCCUUGGAAACAAAGGGUAGCAACCGCUAUCCUACAAGCCCACCGACAUUCUACUACGUUAGACACAGCCAGCCAUUCCAAGUCAAUACGGAUUGUCUGUCUAUCCGAUACGCACAAUAAACGCCCAACAGUACCGCUGGGCGAUGUUUUGAUUCAUGCUGGUGAUUUCACGGAAAACGGGUCGUAUGAUGAAGUCCGAAACGAGCUUGACUGGCUCUCCUCACUUCCCUACAGACACAGAAUACUGGUGGCAGGCAAUCACGAUGUGUUGUUAGAUGACGCUUUUCUCUCCAAAUAUCCUGAGCGGCGAUAUGGCGAAACCAAAAUGAGACAUGAUCUCAACUGGAUAUAUCUACAGGACACCAGCAUUACACUGGAAAUUAACACCCCUUCGGAAAUUAGUCGGAUUGAUCAACAGACUGACAAUGUACGAGAUGCUCGAAAAAUCACCAUCUUCGGCAGUCCAUGGACACCGCAGUAUGGUACGUCUGCUUUCCAAUAUCGACCCGACGAGGGCUACCAUUGGGCAAAUAUUCUCUCUUCUCUUGGUACUACUAUCCCGGACAUCAUCAUCACGCAUGGUCCGCCCCGCCUCCAUCUAGAUGGGAUUUCCACCGCGCCGGAUGUCCGUAUUUGGCAGAAGAGGUUCGUCGUCUGA
Molecule: messenger RNA, 830 nt
Organism: [Torrubiella] hemipterigena
Lineage: Eukaryota; Fungi; Ascomycota; Sordariomycetes; Hypocreales; Clavicipitaceae
Source: the annotation of a GenBank genome assembly